Molecule: messenger RNA, 934 nt
Organism: Melanotaenia boesemani (Boeseman's rainbowfish)
Lineage: Eukaryota; Metazoa; Chordata; Actinopteri; Atheriniformes; Melanotaeniidae
Gene: terb2
Product: telomere repeat binding bouquet formation protein 2
Exons: 7
Coding region: 145-747 (200 amino acids)
Biological process (GO): homologous chromosome pairing at meiosis; meiotic attachment of telomere to nuclear envelope
Cellular component (GO): nuclear inner membrane
Source: RefSeq, a predicted model, not a curated record
AAUGCAACAGUUAGCGCCAAACUGCAGAACUGCGGGUUUUCAGAAGAUGGCUAUACUAACCUGCUUAACUGUACAGAGAUACUAGAUAAAAACCCACAACAACCUGAAAUUUGGUUGUAAUUUAGUUUUAAUCGGGAAGGAGGCAUGUUUCGGUUUAAAAGUGCUUGGUUUUCAAGCAGUGUGCCACAAGAGCGUCUCAAUUUUUGGAUAUUGGAGGGUGGGAGCAUCACGGGUUGGAGGGCAGCAGAUUACCUCUUCAGUGAGGAUGCAGCAUGUCCUGAUACUCUGAUGAUAUUUGGAAGCAAAGAUUAUCUCUGGAAUGAAGUGACAGUUUUUCACAGUUUAUUUCUGUCUGUCUGUGAAAAGCGGCAAAGUGUGAAAUCGGUGUGUAUUGGUCAUUAUGUGCUGCCUCCAGCGUCUGUACAGGAUGAGGUGAGAAAAGUGGUUGGGAGGUUGAUUUGGGAGUGUGAUGGUGAACAGUCAGUUGCAGCGAGCAACCAUAUGUGCCUGACUGAAGAUGAAUGUAAUGAAGAAGAAGUCAGCAGAAGUGAUUAUGAACCAUCUGAUACCGACUCAUCAGAAAGCGAAGCUUCUCCGUAUGGUCAUUUGAGAAACCCAGUUGAUAGUAUGCUCACAGCGUACGUCAGCAUGGACAGCCUGGAAAAAUAUCCAGGAGAUCUUUGUGAUGUCCAUCUCAGACAUUUACGAUGCUCCAAAUGUAAAGCCUACUAUUUGACACAUUCAUAAGCACACACACAAUAAGAGAAAAACAUACACACACACACACAAGACAAAAAGCUAGUAUAACAAGGCUAAUACUCAUUUAUUUUUGUUGUAGUAUCAUUACAGUUCAGUCAGUCAUUAUAUGUCAGUAAUGCAAUGAUGUAUGUUAAUACAUAGUGCAUUAGGUUUGUUUGAAAUAAAAACUCAGUGU